Molecule: messenger RNA, 3013 nt
Organism: Phragmites australis (common reed)
Lineage: Eukaryota; Viridiplantae; Streptophyta; Magnoliopsida; Poales; Poaceae
Product: myosin-17-like
Exons: 19
Coding region: 411-2705 (764 amino acids)
Biological process (GO): actin filament organization
Molecular function (GO): protein binding
Source: RefSeq, a predicted model, not a curated record
UCCACUGCAGUUGCAUCAAUUUAAAAUGUACUCCUAUUAUUUGCUCCAUUGAUAAGCAGCAGAAAAUCAUCGACUAACCAUUGGCUACCAAACCAAACCUUACUCAGAAUCCGCGCCUCUUGACCUGCGGAUUUCGCUGUCGGUACCAUUAAAUUACAUUUCGUUGAUUGAAAUGGCUAUUAGAUUUUUUUCCACACAUUUUUUUUUCUCUGUCACUUCUAAUAUUUUGAGGGUGACAUGCCAUUGUUACACCGAAAAUCAAAAGGGAGAAGGAAAAGGCAGGGCAAGAGAAGGGAAAGUAGCUAGGAAGGAAGUAGAGAUGCCAACCGCAAGAUGCUGUGAUCUCUGCUCAUGAGAUCACCUAGCAGAUCGUGUGCGGAGCUGAAGCCCCGUCAAGAUCAAGGUCGCCUAUGGAUGGAGAUCAGAGGAGGCAAGCCGCCGCGGUCACACGGGCGCGCGAGCAGAACAGCCCGGCGCGGCGCCUGAUCGCCUGGCUGCAGCUUCUUUUCAAGGCGUUUGUUCAUAGGUACGGCAAGCUCGCAAGGUGGGACGCGGCGGGGCGCCCCGUGUUCGUCCUCUUCGCGGCGUUCUUGCUCCAGAGGAGCCUGCGCCGCCGGUACCUGUCAUGGAAGGAGUCGUCGCAGCUGCGGCUGCGGGCCGCCGUGGUCACCGUGCAGGCGGCCGUCAGGGCGAUGGCGGCUCGCCGCGAGCUCUCGCUCCGGAGGCAGGCCAGGGCAGCCACGCGCAUCCAGGCGCAAUGGCGUGCUCACAGAGCAGUGUGGAGCUACCUGAUGACGAAGAGAGCCACCCUGAUCUGCCAGUGUGCUCUGAGGCAAAACAUUGCGAGGAGGCAGCUCCUGAAGCUCAGACUGGCGAAUCUUGAGAGGGAAAGGCUGGAUGAGAUGUGCACGCUGCGUGAGAUGGUGGACGUGCUCCAGCAGGCUGUCAAUGACGCCGAAACGAGGGCCAUUAACGAGAGGGAGGCGGCGAAGAAGGCGAUAGCGGAAGCGCCCCCGGUGAUCAAGGAGACCGUGGUGAUGGUUGAGGACACUGAGAAGGUUAACUCGUUGAACACCGAAGUUGAACGCAUGAAGGAUUUACUGGGAGCAGAAAUGAAGGAAACCUUUGCUGCGAAGAAGGCGCUUGCCGUAGCUGAAUUGAGGAAUGAAAAGCUGGCCAGGUUGCUUGGAGUUGAGGAGGUUAAGAACAAACGGCUGCAAGAUUCCCUAAAAAGGAUGGAGGAGAAGGCAUCCAAUCUAGAUGAGGAAAACAGAAUGCUUCUACAGGCUGUGGUGUCAAACCCUGCUAUCAAGUCGCCAUCGAGCGAAUACUGUGAAGCGCCUAAUACUCAGGCAACUCCUGACAAUGAGAAAGCAACAAAUGGUGUAGUGAAGCCCAUCAUAGUGGAUAGGGAGGAUAAUAUCCAUGAGAAAAGUGCUGAACAACUUAGCUCAAAUGGUCAUGAAGCUGAGAAGCAACAGCAAGAGCUUCUGAUCAAGUGUAUAUCUGAAGAUCUGGGUUUCUCGAUCGGUAGGCCUAUCGCUGCGUACCUCAUCUAUCGAUGUCUGGUCCACUGGAGAUCAUUUGAAGAGGAAAGAACCCUGGUCUUUGACCGGAUUAUUCAGAAGAUCACUGCUGCGCUUGAGACGCGGGAUAACAACGACACAUUAGCAUAUUGGCUGUCCAAUUCAUGCACACUGCUGGUGCUUCUCCAAACGACUCUGAAAACCAACGGGGUAGCUGCUUUGGCUCGUCAGAGGCGAAGAGCAUCACCUUUGAAGGUGCCACAGGAAAACCAAGAUCCUAGUCAUCCUGACCGUCCAGUUUCUGACGGACGGUUGAUCGGUGGACUAGCCGAAGUUUGUCAGGUUGAGGCCAAGUAUCCAGCCCUUGCAUUCAAGCAGCAGCUCACAGCAUUGUUGGAGAAGGUCUAUGGAAUGAUCAAGCACAACUUGAAGAAGGAGCUAUCCCCACUUCUCAGCCUGUGUAUUCAGGCACCACGAACAUUCGUCGUCAGUCCCAGGGGAUCAUGUUCUCAAGGAACAGAUUUGGCACAGCAAGCUUCUAUGGCACAUUGGCAGAGCAUCAUUAAAAUCCUCACAAAUUCUCUCAACGUUUUGAAAUCAAAUUAUGUGCCUCCAUUCCUGAUCUGCAAGUUGUUCACUCAGGUUUUUUCAUUUAUCAAUGUGCAACUGCUUAACAGCCUUUUGCUACGGCGAGAAUGCUGUUCAUUCAGUAACGGAGAGUAUGUCAAAGCUGGGCUGGAUGAACUAGAGCAUUGGUGCUUUUGGCUAACUGAGGAGUAUGCAGGCUCGGCCUGGGAUGAGCUGAAGCAUAUCAGGCAAGCAGUCACACUCUUGAUACUUGAAGAGAAGCACAGCAGGAGUCUCAAAGAGAUCACAGACGACUUUUGCCCAGCGCUGAGCAUGCAGCAACUGUACCGGAUCAGCACGAUGUAUUGCGACGACAAGUAUGGAACCCUGGGCAUUCCAUCAGAAGUCGUCACGAGCAUGCGAACCAGGAUGAUCGAGGGCUCGAGCAGUCCAUCGGCGCAUGAUGACAUCAACUCGUUCCUCUUAGACGAUGAUUUCAGCAUACCGUUCUCCGUCGACGACAUCGCCAAGCUGAUGGUGCACGUCGGCGCAGCAGACAUGGACCUGCCGCCGCUGAUCCAGGAGAACGACGGCUCCAAAUUGGGACACUGAAUCAAUGGCAAACUGAUCGACGCACCUUUUUUUUCUCGUGUUCUGGUGAUGUACAUAGCGCGUGAUAUAUACCACAGUUUUGAGAUUUGAGUUUUGAGUACAUAUUGGAUUUGUUUUUUCUUUGACUGGCCCUUCUUUCUCUUUCACCAGAGUGCCUGAUUGUGUUGCGUGUGUAUGAUACAGAACAGAGCUGGCAUGUAAGCCACGAAAGAACAGAAAGAAAGAGCUGAGUUUGAUCUUCCAUAAGGGUGAUGCUUGCAAGUCAAGCAAUCCUGCUGUAUUCUGCCAUGCGUGCUCUGAAAUUGUUG